Pundamilia nyererei is the source of this 2358-nucleotide messenger RNA. RefSeq names its product interleukin-1 receptor-like 2. Lineage: Eukaryota; Metazoa; Chordata; Actinopteri; Cichliformes; Cichlidae. The record is from RefSeq and is a predicted model, not a curated record. The transcript has 9 exons. The annotation marks the transcript as partial. Gene Ontology annotation, biological process: signal transduction.
UUUCCCAACAGGACUCCUUCCCACUGCUACAGGGAGGCCAGCCGACUGGUGGUGGAUGAAAGACCUACAGGAGAAUGUGGAAGGCCGAGGAAAGCUUAUCAGCCACUUACAAAAGGAGUCACUGACAAUCUGAACUGCCCUCUGAAGAACGAAAUGAAUAAGCUGAACAGCUACAACAUCUCUUCCUCCAUCAAGUGGUACAGAGGUUGUGACCCCAUAGAGGACGGAACAGGCAGCUAUGAGUACUGGGGCACCAGACUGAAAAUUACCAGUGUGGACCUUCAACACAAAGGCACCUAUACCUGUACUCUGACAUUCACCCUGGGUGGCAUCAAAGGGUCUGUGUCAGAGACUAUUAGCGCAGAGGUCAAAGGGGAUUACUCUUUGGUUCCACAAGUGCAUGAACCCUCCAAUGAUGUAAUCAAAGCACAGAGCGGGUACAACUUCAGUAAAAGGUGCCUGGUGUUUGUGCCGGGUGUUGGGAAGCCUUUCGUUGAUAUUUAUUGGUUGGACAAAGAUGGAUUCUUUGAGACUAACACCUCUCACCGUGUCCACAUGUUAGAACAGCGUUUGCUGCCCCAAAAUGGCUCCAGUAAAGGUGCGUGGUUAGAGACCUGGCUGAUAUUUUCUGAGCUAAGGGAGAAGGACUUCUACGUCAACUACACCUGCCGUGCGUACAGUGACAGGGGCUUUCCUGAAAGAUAUUUCAGUCUGCAACCAGCAGAUCCAAGUGGCAUAGCUAUCGGAUCUGUGCUUGGUGGUAUGAUGGUUCUGUUUAUCAUCACCGUCACCCUAUACUACCUUUUUAAGAUUGAAAUAGUGCUGUGGUUCAGGAGAGCAUUUCCAGUCUUCUACAAAAAUAAAGACUUGGAUGGGAAGCUUUACGAUGCCUAUGUGGCAUACCCACAGCCCUGUGACCUCGGAUUCAGCAAGGAUGUGGAAACAUUUGCCCUUCAAACACUGCCUCAUGUGUUGGAAAGGGCCUGUGACUACAAACUCUUCAUAGCAGGCCGUGACUGCCUGCCUGGGCAAGCUAUGGUGGACUCUGUUGAAGAAAACAUACAAGCCAGCCGCCGUGUCCUCCUUCUCUACACUGCUUCCUCUUUUACCACCAAAAGACAUACAAGCAGCACCAGCAGUAAUAAUAACAACAUUUCUAAGAGCGGUGAAUGCGAUGAUGAAAGUCAAAGAAAUGCCAGUGACAGCUUUAGCAUUACAAGCUCUGAUGUUGGUGAUAAAAUCUGUAAAGACACAAGGCAGCAGCUGGAGUGUGUGGCAGCAAUGCACCGAGUGCUGAUCGAGGGCUCCCUCAAGGUGGUUCUGGUUGAGCUGGAGGAGAUCACGCCUGCUCAACUGGCUCUAUUUCCAGAGUCAGUGCGUCAUCUGAGGAAGAAGCAGGGUGCCGUGUGUUGGUGGAAGAACCAGAGGACGAGGGAAAGGUGGAAGACGUGCAUGAGUGGAGCUGAUGCAGAAAAAACUGGAACAGACUCACAGCUGUCAACAUCCCUCUCCCCUUCCUCUAGGUUUUGGAAGGAACUGAGGUAUCACAUGCCUGUCCGGGGCAAGAGGGUAGUGUAUCCUGAAACAAUCGCCUUUCUGUAAUUCUGAUGGCGAUCUGUGUUUGUCAGAUAUUGAACCAGAGAGUACCUGGUUUCUAAUGUAAAUGUGGCAGUUGCAUUUACUCACUCACAGGUAGAUCGUGGGCACUGUUAUCAGAAGCAGUGACACCAAGACCCUGAGUCAAGUUUACAGCACAGGCAACUCCAAAUGUUCUCUCAGCAGAGAUGUCACCUUUAGCUUCUGUGGAACUUUUCAAGUAACACAUUGCAAUGAGUAUAAAAAAAAGUGUAAGAAAUGUGGAAAGUAUUGGCUAAAGAUGACAGCUGGUCAUGGACAGAUCAGUGCAGUGUCGGAAUUGUCCACAGUUUGUAUGUGAACUGCUGACAAUCAGUAACAGAAGGGGCCUGAAAAAUAAUGCAGAUGAAAAUAGCUUGAAUGGUCGUACAGUUAUUUUAUUACCACAAUCCUCAACAUCCCAGCUGACACUGGGCGAUAGGCAUAUCAGGAAAUGUACAUAUGUAUGAUUAAACUUGUAAAUAUGUAGAAAAAAUAUAUAAAUUAACAUGUAAAAACUGUAAAGAGGAACAACCAGAAAAGUAUACAUUCAUGAUGAUUUUUUUAAUUUAUGUAUAUUAUUUGUAAAAACAACAUCAUGAAAUGAGGCUGCAUAAAAAUCUAGGUUAAAAUGUAUGCGCUAACAUUUUUAAUCAAUGAUUUUACUUAUGAUUCUGGGAAAUUGUAAAUACUCUGUUUUCUAUUUGAAUUUUGUUUUAAAGUGUGACUAUUUUGCAAAUAAAA